Micropterus dolomieu (smallmouth bass) is the source of this 2776-nucleotide messenger RNA. RefSeq names its product pyruvate dehydrogenase kinase, isozyme 1 (gene pdk1). The transcript is spliced from 11 exons. Gene Ontology annotation, molecular function: pyruvate dehydrogenase (acetyl-transferring) kinase activity. The record is from RefSeq and is a predicted model, not a curated record. The coding region runs from base 330 to 1550 and encodes 406 amino acids. Gene Ontology annotation, biological process: regulation of glucose metabolic process; protein phosphorylation. Gene Ontology annotation, cellular component: mitochondrion. NCBI's taxonomy places the organism in Eukaryota, Metazoa, Chordata, Actinopteri, Centrarchiformes, Centrarchidae.
CACUGAGUACCCGCACAGCCUUCUUGCAGUGUUGACAUUUCCACUAGUAAGGGUUCAGCUAUGAGCAAUUGAAGUAAUAUUUACAGUAUCGGUGACUAUGGAUACACACUUCACCAAAUCACUCAAUAAUAUAACAGUAAUUUCACGAGUGUGUUUGCGGGCUGCUGUAGUUAGCGUGGACGCUAAUGUCAACAUAGAUUAGCUAAACGUUAAGGUAACUGCGUGGCAGUGCGGUGGAUACCACCUGUUAAUCAAUCAUCAUUAGCACUAUUUCUGUCUUUGACAUCAACGAAACAACAUCGUCCGCCGGGGGAACUGGGCCUGUCAGAAUGAGGAUUUUAAGGUUUCUGAGGAGCAGCGUGUCCAUAGGGAAGGACAUUGACUAUUAUUCAAAAUUUUCACCCUCUCCUCUUUCAAUGAAGCAGUUUCUGGAUUUUGGCUCAGAAAAUGCAUGUGAGAAAACAUCAUUUGCCUUCCUCAGACAGGAGUUGCCAGUGAGGUUGGCAAACAUCAUGAAAGAGAUCAACUUGUUGCCAGACAACUUACUGAGGACUCCUUCAGUCCGGCUGGUCCAGGGCUGGUACAUGCAAAGUUUUCAGGAGAUUCUUGAGUUCAGAGACAAAAAUGCAGAUGAUGAGAAAGUCACAUAUGACUUCACAGAUGCGGUAAUAAAAAUCAGAAAUCGGCACAAUGAUGUCAUUCCCACCAUGGCUCAGGGAGUUGUGGAGUACAAGGAGACCUAUGGUACAGACCCGGUUGUCAGCCAAAAUGUUCAGUAUUUUCUAGAUCGUUUCUACAUGAGCAGGAUAUCCAUCAGGAUGCUGCUCAACCAGCACACUCUCCUCUUUGGUGGAAAGGUGAAGGUGAACCCAGCACAUCCCAAACAAAUCGGCAGUAUUGAUCCACACUGUCGUGUCAGCGAGGUUAUCAGAGAUGCCUACGAAAAUGCACGAAACCUUUGUGACCGGUACUACAUGAACUCUCCUGAGCUGGUACUAGAGGAGUUCCACGUCGAGGAGCAGAGAAAGCCCAUCACAGUGGUUUACGUUCCAUCUCAUUUGUAUCAUAUGGUGUUUGAACUUUUUAAGAACGCCAUGCGGGCCACCAUGGAGUUGUACGGUGAUGCCAUGGAGUAUCCUCCUAUUCAUGCACAGGUCGCUCUGGGAAGUGAAGAUAUGACAGUCAAGGUGAGCGAUCGUGGAGGAGGCGUGCCGCUGCGCAAGAUUGACAGGUUGUUUACCUACACGUAUUCCACAGCUCCUCGACCCAGCAUCGACGGUCGCGCUGCUCCUCUGGCUGGUUAUGGGUACGGCCUGCCCAUCUCCCGACUGUACGCCCGCUACUUUCAAGGGGACCUUAAGCUGUACUCUCUGGAAGGUUAUGGAACCGACGCUGUGAUUUACAUUCGGGCCCUCUCCACAGAAUCCAUCGAGAGGCUCCCCGUGUACAACAAGUCAGCCUGGAAGCAUUACAAGACGAUCCAUGAGGCAGACGACUGGUGUGUCCCCAGUAAAGAACCCAAAGACAUGACAACAUUUCGCAGUUUCUAGAUCCAAAUGGCCGCUCGUUCCUGUAGCAAAGUGUGCAAGAAGAGUUUUCUGUAAAUGAAUGGUGGUGGGCGUGUGCGCAUGAAAUGGUAUUUAAUCAGUUCAGAUGUCUUUUUAUAGAAGGAAAAGGAAUAAUAGAAAAGGGUUUUAGUGCCAUAUAUUUCAUAUAGAACAAUAGUUUAAUGGAGUGCAGCAGCUGUCAAUGAAAUAAAAACAUUUUUCCCACUAAUGCUGACGGACUGGCACUAACCAGGUUUCUGGAAGGCCACAUUGCUCUUGAAAGUAAAGCCUGACUACUAUUGGAUUUUUGAGGCUGAUACUAUUUGAGUUUUAAAAACAACAUAUUGGCCAAUAUUAGCUUUUUAUUUUAACAUAAUCGCAUGACAAACAUGGCAUUUCUGUACUGCAAUUUGUUCUUUAUCAACUAGCACAUAUAUACAGAUGUGUGAUGAACAAAAAUCAGCUGAUGUAUUAUUAAAAUUAUGAUUUUUUUUAUGCUUUAAAGAACAACAAAUUAGAUUCUAUGUAACCAGGUCUCAGCAUAGGAACUCUAUAAACGUCACCAACUGAAAGUACCUGCAUGGUUAGAUACUGCCAGGGGAAAAAUGUUUUUGUAAUUUAGGUGAACUCAUCCUUUAAGGUAUGAACUGUACUGACAAACUUUCUUUACAGUUAGUCGUUGCAGUUUGUUGUCCUGGUUUGAGUCUUAAACGCUUAGCUGCUUUUAUUCCACUGAUAGUUGGAACUGUUACCGUCUGUGUGUUGAGUUUAUUCAGCUCUGUGCGUCUCUUCUGCCAAGUGUGAAAUUGGACGCAAGGAAAACUUGUUAGUUGCUGAUUGGUUUCAAAUCUGUUGGAAGUUUCUGCUGAAAAUUUUUUUAUGAAUAAAAUGUUUCAGGGCAUUUCUUCUCCAGCUGGACGAAGUUUACAAACAAUAUGAUCAAAAAAAGUGUUUGCCAUCUGUAUUUGUAUAAUUCAGCUUGUGAAAUGUUUUAUUGGGUUUGCAACAUAUUUUGUAUUUAUUUUCAGUUAAUUUUCAAAUAAGGUAUUGCAAAUAUGAAACUAGAUGAGUCUUAUGUUUUCUCAUGAGGGGUGGAUCACUUACAGCAUGAGUUCAAAAUACAGUAUUUGGGAUGGUGUUGGUGUUAAAUAAGCUAUCAUUCAUAUUCUCCAUGAUGCACUGAAGCUGUUACACUAUCAUGUUCAGUAAGAAAUAAAUAUUUAAAAUAU